Messenger RNA from Cicer arietinum (chickpea), 2229 nucleotides. RefSeq lists its product as uncharacterized. NCBI's taxonomy places the organism in Eukaryota, Viridiplantae, Streptophyta, Magnoliopsida, Fabales, Fabaceae. Gene Ontology annotation, molecular function: GTP binding; ribosome binding. Gene Ontology annotation, cellular component: cytoplasm. The record is from RefSeq and is a predicted model, not a curated record.
CCUCUAAAAAUCCGAAGAACACACAGUAAUAGUUUAUCCAAUCAGCACAUGGAAAAACAUGAUCAAAUUACACUAAUCAAUAAGAUAAUGAUGUAAGCCAUAAAAUGGAGAGUUAACGGCAUCUUCCAUCAUCUCCAGCCACAAGUUAAUUACUACUACUAAUAAUCAACAAUACCAUAAACUCAAAAUACGCAACACGGUAAUGGCAGAAACGAAGCAUAAUUGAAUUGGAAGAAAGAGAAAUGAGAACAUGCGCAUGCCUUCACGCUUCUCUUAUUCUUCACUCAUCGCUUCAAUUUCAAUUUCAACAACAACGCUAUCGUCAUUAUCUAAAUCUUCCUUCAUUCUCCCCUAUUCGCUCUCUAUUCCUCUCUCACACUCCAACCACCUCUCUCAAUGUUAUACCGCGCGAUAUUGAAGUUGAAUUAUCAUCCUCCGACUCAAACGACGUCGUUUUAUCUAUAAACGAAAACCCUACAAUUGAGCCACACAGCGAACUUGAACAAGUUCCUCCCUCCAAUGAAGUUAAAUCCACUAAACACAAAAAGAAGAAAGAACAAAACGACGACAACAGCACCAACUUGGAUAACCGUUUCAAGCUCCGCAACGGAAAACAGGUUUUUGAAGAGAAAGCGUAUCUCGUUGGUGUUGAACGAAAAGGUGAUGUUAGGGAUUCUUUUGGUAUAGAGGAAUCUUUGAGUGAAUUGGAACAGUUAGCUGAUACUGCUGGAUUAUUGGUUGUUGGUUCUACAUACCAGAAGCUUGCUUCUCCAAACCCUAAGACGUACAUUGGCUCCGGCAAAGUUUCUGAAAUUAAAAGUGCAAUUAAUGCAUUGGAUGUUGAAACUGUGAUAUUUGAUGAUGAGCUGUCAGCUGGGCAACUGCGCAACUUGGAAAAGAUUUUUGGUGGAGAUGUUAGAGUUUGCGAUCGAACUGCUCUCAUCCUUGAUAUAUUUAAUCAGCGAGCAGCAACACACGAAGCAUCUUUACAGGUUUCAUUGGCACAAAUGGAAUACCAACUACCUCGUCUAACGAAAAUGUGGACUCAUCUUGAGCGUCAAUCAGGAGGACAGGUGAAGGGAAUGGGUGAAAAACAAAUAGAAGUGGAUAAGCGUAUUUUGCGUAACCAAAUUGGUGUUCUUAAAAAAGAGCUAGAAUCUGUUAGGAAACACCGAAAGCAAUACCGUAAUAGGCGUAUCUCAGUACCUGUGCCAGUGGUAUCCUUGGUUGGUUACACGAAUGCUGGUAAGAGUACGCUUUUGAAUCAAUUAACUGGAGCAGAUGUUCUUGCCGAAGAUAAAUUAUUUGCAACUUUAGAUCCAACUACGAGGAGAGUACAGAUGAAGAAUGGAAAAGAGUUCCUCCUAACAGACACCGUUGGUUUUAUUCAGAAGUUACCUACUACACUAGUUGCUGCCUUCAGAGCCACCCUGGAGGAGAUAUCAGAGUCAUCACUUAUGGUGCAUGUGGUUGAUAUCAGUCACCCCCUGGCUGAGCAACAGAUAAAUGCCGUGGAAAAAGUUCUAUCAGAACUAGAUGUAUCAUCAAUUCCAAGACUGAUGGUCUGGAACAAGAUUGAUAAUGCUAGUGAUCCCCAGAAAAUAAGGCUUGAAGCUGAAAAAAGAGAUGAUGUUGUAUGCAUAUCUGCUUUAAGUGGCGAUGGCUUACCGGAAUUCUGUAAUGCAGUUCAAGACCAACUAAAGGACUCCAUGGUGUGGGUGGAAGCUUUGUUACCAUUUGAAAAUGGGGACCUUCUCAGCACCAUACACCAGGUUGGAAUGGUCGAGAAAACUGAAUAUACAGAGCAAGGGACAUAUAUCAAGGCUCAUGUGCCCCUACGUUUUGCAAGAUUGCUUACACCUAUGAGGCAACUGUGUGUAUCACUGCGACCUUGACUUUCUUAAAUAUGUAUAUAAUUAAGUUUCAUAAAUAUCUGCCAUACGGAAGUGUAGAAAAUGAUUAAUACAGUUCGCAUCUGUUAUGUAUGAGGCCAUGAGCAAGAGAAACAAUUAUUAUGGCUUGCAGCAUUACAUGUCUCAUGUAAAGCUGUACAUAUAUGUAUGUAAUUGUUGAUUAUUGAUAUUGAAGUCAGAUUAGCAAGCCCUUGAAAAUGGAGACUCUGUUGAAAGCCUUGAAGGAUAUCAAUGCAGAGUGUGUUUUCACUUUGCAACCACAGUUUGUCAUACCAAUUCAACUCUGUUUUGUUUUUAAUUGACAUUUAAUUACUAA